AUGUAUUAUCGUGGCGGUUCUCUCUUUGACGACUCAUACCCCACACCCACUUCCCGGAAAUGGGAUCCAGAGGUUGUACUGGGGAUUCCCAACUGCCCUCCCUACUCUAUGACCUGUAUUGGUAUGACCAAGGCAGGUCGAAGAUGCCGAAGACAUAUUGCUUAUCACAAAGUCAACUAUGCAGUAAAUAUUAUCCAUGGGCUGGCUAGUAAGCCCGCUUUUGAAGCUGCGAAAUCACCGGAACUCCGCAAAGCAGCAGAGAUAUUGUUAUGCUGGCAACAUGACUACGAAAUUUCAGACAUACUCUUUCAAUGGCGGUCCAGCCUAAACGGCUGGGCUGACGAGCAUGACGAUACGUCCUCGUCUACUACAGACACCGAGUCGAAUGCAAAUACUUGGCGCCCCAAAAACAUACCCAAAGACGAACCUUAUAUAAAGAAAGAAGAGCCUGAAGACAUCCUAUAUCAAAGACUGCUGGAGUAUAUGAGAAGAGAGAAGGAAAUAAUCGACCACAUUAGUGCAAUGCGCCGGCAUAUUGAAGAGGAACAGAGAAGGAUGGAUGAGCAGAGAAGGAUGGAUGAGCAAAGAAGGGUGGAUGAGCAGAGAAGGAUGGACGAAGAAAGAAGGAAGCAUGAAGAGAGAAUAAAUGAAGAAAAUAGAAGGAGAGAGGAAGAGAGAAAAAGAGAGGAAGAGAGAAGGAAAGAAGAAGAGAGAAAGAGAGAAGAAGAGAGGAGGAAAGAAGAACAGAGAAGGAAAGAUGAAGAGAAAAGGAGAGAUGAAGAGAGAAAGAGAGAAGAGGAGAAAAGGAAAGAGGAGCAGAGAAGGAAAGAUGAAGAGAAAAGGAGAAAUGAAGAGAGAAAGAGAGAAGAAGAAGCCCGCGAGAAGGCGUUUCGCGAACGAGUCCGUCUUUCCAGGGAGAAGAGAGAGCGGGAAGCCAGAGAGCGGGUAGAAAAGGAGGCCGAAGAAUGGCGUUCUUCAUGGGAUCGAUAUUCCAGAGGAUGGAAUAGCAGCACUAAUACGGCCCUAAGAAACAUCCCCUGGCCAGUGAAGUCAGGGCAACUAUCUGACGUCAAUGAAGCUAACGUGAAGAUGUUCUUCGCCAAAGCACCACCACAAUCAUUAGUGAGUUCGGGCGAGAAACGCUUCAAGCUCCUAAAUGCAGAAAACAAGAGAUGGCACACAGAUAAAGUACUGCAGCGCUUCGGUCCAGACGUAGUGUACGGUCAUGCGAGGUUUGCCCUGAGUGCUAUUGCAAAACUUAUGAUCGAGUUGAGGCAAGAGGCUCAGAGGAAUCGGUAG
Molecule: messenger RNA, 1299 nt
Organism: Daldinia decipiens
Lineage: Eukaryota; Fungi; Ascomycota; Sordariomycetes; Xylariales; Hypoxylaceae
Exons: 1
Coding region: 1-1299 (432 amino acids)
Source: RefSeq, a predicted model, not a curated record